Salvelinus fontinalis (brook trout) is the source of this 7385-nucleotide messenger RNA. RefSeq names its product LHFPL tetraspan subfamily member 5a (gene lhfpl5a). The coding region runs from base 152 to 838 and encodes 228 amino acids. The record is from RefSeq and is a predicted model, not a curated record. NCBI's taxonomy places the organism in Eukaryota, Metazoa, Chordata, Actinopteri, Salmoniformes, Salmonidae. Gene Ontology annotation, cellular component: plasma membrane. Gene Ontology annotation, biological process: detection of mechanical stimulus involved in sensory perception; sensory perception of sound. The transcript is spliced from 3 exons.
AAUUUCCGAGCAGCAGUGUUCAUCAGGACAGACGAGGCAGAGUGAGUGUAGAAAGAAGGAACGGAACUUUUUCCCCCCUUUUUUUUCCCUCUCUUGACUUGGAAACCAUCGAAAAAGUUAUCAUCUAGAAAUAGUUUCUCCAACUGUCGCCAUGCUCCCCGCGCAGGAAGCGGCUAAGAUCUACCACACCAACUACGUGCGUAACGCACGCGCCGUGGGUGUCCUGUGGACCAUCUUUACCAUCUGCUUCGCCAUCUUGGUGAUGGUGGUGUUCAUACAGCCCUACUGGAUCGGUGACAGCGUCAACACGCCGCAGGCGGGCUACUUUGGCCUGUUCCACUACUGUAUCGGGAACGCGCUCACCGGCGAGCUCAUCUGCAAAGGGAGCGCGCUGGACUUCGGCUCCAUCCCGUCCGGGGCCUUCAAGACAGCCAUGUUCUUCGUUGGCAUCUCCAUGCUGCUGGUUGUGGGCAGCAUUGUUUGCUUCAGCCUCUUCUUCUUCUGUAAUGCCGGCAGCGUCUACAAGAUCUGCGCAUGGAUGCAGUUGGCCUCCUCCACUUGCAUGGUGAUAGGCUGUAUGAUCUACCCUGACGGCUGGGACAGUGAGGAGGUGAAGAGGAUGUGUGGACAGAGAACAGAUAAGUACACCCUGGGUAACUGCACGGUGCGCUGGGCCUACAUCCUGGCUAUCAUCAGCAUCAUGGACUCCCUCAUCCUCUCCUUCUUAGCUUUCUCCCUGGGAAACAGACAGGACCAACUACUGCCUGACAACUUUCAGGUGGACGGGAAAGAAAAAGACAAAGGUAUUGAGGGAGAAGAGGAAAGGGGUGAGAGGUAGGGGAGUGGGAUGGAGGUACAUGGAAAAGUUGAAUUAUAGAAUUAUAAAAUGUUACCUCAACUCGUCCAUCUCCAGACGUCCUAUUAAAAAAAACUGGAAAUCAAAACAGUGGUGGAGAGAGAGACAAAAGAGAGAGACAAAAGAGGAAGUCUAUAACAUAAUUUCUAGCAGUGGUGUUGAUGUGUGUGAGCAGACUGUUCCCUCCAAGACAAGGCGUUCCUCCAAAGAAUGUUCCUCAAACAUUAGUCUCUGACUGUUGUCCUUGUCCUCAUCCAAAUCAUUAGUGCUGGAAUCAGAUCACCCAGAGAGUUUAUAUCAUUUCACAGAGGGCAUAAUGAGAAACUGAGACCAUUUCAAAACGCACCAUUAUUAAAAAUACAUUUAGGCAACCUCUCGAAACACUAUAAACACACACAUAUAAACACUAUUCUUCAGUUAGUGAGAGGAAUUCAUUGGGAGAGCAGAGAACUUGUGUAGAUCUUCAAUAAGUGGUGUUGUGACACCACUUUACAGGUCUUGCAUGUACUGUUUAGAAACGCAGAGGAAGUCUAGUGUAACCAACACAGUGUUUAGCCACGAUGUAAUACAGCAAUUACUGUUAUGGUUCAUCGCUGCCCUUUAAGAUCUCAUUAGGAAGUUUCAAACAUCCCAACCCACUUAACCACAACUUUCCUCUUUCCUCUCUAAGGAAUAUUAUGAAACUCUUAGUCACGUCCUUUCUUCAGCGCAAUAUAAUAAGUACAUAAAAAAAUGUCACCAUUUUGUAAUACUUUACUUCGAAAUAUCUGGGUAUCUUUUAUAGGAAUAGGUAAUACCUUUCAUUAAAUAGCCAAAAACGAAUUAUUCAGUCGACAUCCCUUCCAUCUCUACUGAGUUAGGUAUAUCGGCUUUUAGUUUUUUUGCACCUUACUUGUGGAAUGAUCUCCAAAGCUGUCUAAAAAUGGAUGAAUUGGUGCCUCUGGGGAAAUUCAGAAGGCUGAUAGAGGACCUUUUGACUGAAGAAUGUGUUGUUUUCUAUGUGUUUUUCUUUUUGUGUACUGAUGUGAAUGUUGAUGUGUAUACAGGGCUAAUAUGUGAAAGAGACAUUGGUCUCAGUGUGACUUAAAUAACCCCUUAUACCAGUAUGCAUUAACAACUGUAACAACCACAUGUACCACUCCUAGGGAUGUGCAUUUUUUGCCUUUCAAGACGAUUCGAUACGUAUCUAGAUACAUGGGCUCCGAUACGAUACGUUUUAGUUUGAAAUGAGUUGGUGCGAUUCGGUUCGAUGCACUAACAUUUGUUGUUUAAACACAUUUAUUUUCCAUUCCAAAUUAAAAUCUGGUGCUGAUGGAUAUCAUGAGCUGGAUCUGUCUGAGUUGACUGUGUGUGUGUGUGUGCGUAUAAAUGAUGUACUGUAAGGUGUGUGUGUUUGUGUAAAUGAUGUACUGUAGGGUGGGUGUGCGUAAAUGAUGUACUUUAAGGUGUGUGUGUGCAAAUAAUGUAUGUCUACUGUGUAGGGACCUGAUCUGAGCCAUAAGGGAGACUAGGUAUCUGCCACCCCACCCCACAUCAGAUUAAGGGGAAGGUAGUGUAGCUUUGGAGGUAGCGUACACUUUGGUUCUCACCCACUAAUUAAUUUACCAUUUUUGCAGAUUAACUGUUUGCGCUAGAAAUGUAUGAAUAUUUAUAAUUUACAAAUGAGAUAUGACAUAGCCAAUGGAUUUCACCCGUCUCGAAAUCAAAUGGUUUUGACCGAUUGGAAGUUUAGUGAGCUUAUUUUUACCUCCCUCUUUGGCGAUGCAGUAAUCCUCGCAAAAUUUGGAAACGAUUCGGUUGGAUUACAAUUUGAUGCACUAAACAUUAGCUGAAUAAACAUUAUUUUCCAUUCUAAAUUCAAAUAUGCUGCUGAUGGCUCUGAGCUGGAUCUGUCUGAGCUGACUUCUCUGUGUGUGUGUAAAUUAUGUCUAUGGUGUACUAUUUGAGAAGGACCGGUCACACAAAUUUCCUAGGUGGCAAAAGGUUGCAACGCAUGCAACCUCAAACUGUUCACAACCGUUGUUUACAGGUAAAUUCCCACAAGUCAGCAAAAGAGAGGAUCGUAGACUUCAGGAAACAGCAGAGGGAGCACCCCCCACUCCACGGGACCGCAGUGGAGAAGGUGGAAAGCUUUAAGUUCCUCGACGUACACAUCCCUGACAAACUGAAAUGGUCUACCCACACAGACACUGUCGUGAAGAAAGCGCAACAGCGCCUCUUCAACCUCAGGAGGCUGACGAAAUUUGGCUUGACACUUAAAACCGUCACAAACUUUUACGGAUGCACAAUUGAGAGCUUCCUGUCGGGCUGUAUCACCACCUGGUACGGCAAGUGCACCGCCCACAACCGCAGGGCUCUCCAGAGGGUGGUGUGGUCUGCACAAUGCAUCACCGGGGGCAAACUACCUACCCUCCAGGACACCGACAGCACCCGAUGUCACCCGAAGGCCAAAAAGAUCAUCAAGGACAACAACCAACCAAGCCACUGCCUGUUCAUCCCACUACCAUCCAGAAGGUGAGGUCAGUACAGGUGCAUCAAAGCUGGGACAGAGAGACUGAAAAGCAGCUUCUAUCUCAAGGCCAUCAGACUGCUAAACAGCCAUCACUAGCACAUUAGAGGCUGCUGCCUACAUACAUAGACUUCAAAUCACUGGCCACUUUAAUAAAUGGCACACUAGUCACUUUAAUAAUGUUUAAAUAUCUGGCAUUACUCAUCUCAUAUGUAUAUACUGUAUUCUAUUCUACUGUAUCUUAGUCUAUGCUGCUGUGACAUUGCUCGUCCAUAUAUUUAUAUAUUCUUAAUUCCAUUCCUUUACUUAGAUGUGUGUAUUGGGUACAUGUUGUGAAAUUGUUAGAUAUUACUGCACUGUCGGAGAUAUAAACACAAGUAUUUUGCUACACCUGCAAUAUCUGCUGAACACGUGUAUGGGACCAAUAAAAUUUGAUUUGGGAAGUCUACACAUUUUGCACAGUAACUAACUACUGACAUUUACAAAGUAACCUACCCAACCCUGAUAAACGGAGACGCAUUUUCAAAGCGCAAGAUCGGUUACAGAAAUAAACUGUUUUACACCUGCAUUUGGAGUUGAAAGUCAUUCAUGGAUAUACACUAGGGAUAUAACUAUAUAAUAUAAUAUAACUAGGGAUAUACACUCACCGGCCAGUUUAUUAGGUACACCACCUGGUUCACGAAUGGAUCUCUCCUACAGACAGUGAGUCACGUAGCCGUGAAUUGCUAUAUAAAGCAGGCAGACUGGCAUCAAGGCAUUCAGUUACUGUUCGAUUGAAUGUUAGAAUGGGCAAAAUGAGUGACCUAAGCGACUUUGAGCAUUGUAUCAUUGUUGGUGCCAGGCGUGCCGGAUCCAGUAUCUCAGAAAUGGCUGCCCUCACAGAUUUUCACGCAAGACAGUGUCUUGGUGCGACAAACAAGAAAACACCCAGUCGGCAGCAGUCCUGUGGGUGAAAAAAGCUUGUUGAUAGGAGAGGACGAAUGAGAUUGGAGAGAAUUGUACAAGCUAACAGCAAGUUGCUAGAGAGGGUGCUGAGAUGUUGGCCGGGGUACGGGUAGCCAGGUGGAAAGCAUGGCCAGCCAUGGAAAAAUGCUUAUUGAAAUGAUCGAUUAUCGUAGAUUUAUCGGUGGUGACAGCGUUUCCUAUCCUCAGCUGGGAGGAGGUGCUCUUAUUCUCCAUGGACUUUACAGUGUCCCAAAACGUUUUGGAAUUAGUGCUACAGGAAGCACAUUUCUGUUAGGAAAGCUAAGGCUAGCUUUUUCAAUCUGACUGAGUAUAUUGGUUCCUGACUUCCCUGAAAAGUUGCAUGUCACGGGGGCUAUUCAAUGCUAAUGCAGAACGCCACAGGAUGUUUAUGUGCUGGUCAAGGGCAGUCAAGUCUGGGGUGAACCAAGGGCUAUAUCUGUUCUUAGUUCUACAUUUUUUGAAUGGGGCAUGCUUAUUUAAGAUGGAGAGGAAAGCAUUUUUGUGGAGCAACCAGGCAUCCUCUACUGACGGGAUGAGGUCAACAACCUUUCAGGAUACCCAGGCCUGGUCGAUUAGAAAGGCCUGCUCGCUGAAGUGUUUUAGGGAGCGUUUGACAGUGAUGAGGGGUGGUCGUUUGACCGCAGACCCAUUACGCAUGCCGACAAUGAGGCAGUGAUCGCUGAGAUCCUGGUUGAAGACAGCAGAGGUGUAUUUAGAGAGCAAGUUGGUCAGGAUGAUAUCUAUGAGGGUGCCCAUGGUUACGGAUUUAGGGUUGUACCUGUUAGGUUGCUCGAUCAUUUUUGUAAGACUGAGGGCAUCUAGCUUAGAAUGUAGGACGGCCGGGGUGUUAAGCAUGUCCCAGUUUGUCACCUAAAAGAACUCUGAAGAUAGAUGUGGGGCGAUCAAUUCACAUAUGAUGUCCAGGGCACAGCUGGGGGCUGAAGGGGGUCUAUAACAAGCGGCAACGGUGAGAGACUUGUUUCUGGAAAGGUGGGUUUUUAGAAGUAGAAGCUCGAAUUGUUUGGGCACAGACCUGGAUAGUAUGACAGAACUCUGCAGGCUAUCUCUGCAGUAAAUUGCAACUCCGCCCCCUUUGGCAGUUCUAUCUUGUCGGAAAAUGUUAUGGUUAGGGAUGGACAUUUCUGGAUUUUUGGUGACCUUCCUAAGCCAGGAUUCAACAUCCUUGUGGAACGUUUCCGAUAACUUGUAGAAUGUCCCAAAUAAUUAAGGCUGUUCUGGAGGCAAUGGGGGUAGUACCUGGUACUAGAUGGGUGUACCUAAUAAACUGUGUAUCACGUCACUUCACUGGAGUCAAGAUAAAGCAAAAUCCUACGGCCUACUUGUAGAGGCAGUUGCCAGAUCGGAUGGAAAGUAUGCUCUGUCUGCAGUGUACCAUCACUUUGGAGGGCAGCCUGCCUGCAGUGUGCUCAUUGCCAGCCGGGUAGCCCUGUUCUUCCUCACAAAUAUUGUAAUAAAAUUGGCCAGAAUGUUACAUCUUCAUCCCAUAAUAUUGAAGGCAGUGAGAUGUUACAGCUGCUUAAGACAUAGCUAGUAGCCACCGAAACUAGGCCAAUUUGAAAUACACUGCUCAAAAACAUAAAGGGAACACUUAAACACAAUGUAACAAAGUCAAUCACACUUCUGUGAAAUCAAACUGUCCACUUAGGAAGCAACACUGAUUGACAAUACAUUUCACAUGCUGUUGUGCAAAUGGAAUAGAUAAAAGGUGGAAAUUAUAGGCAAUUAGCAAGACACCCCCAAUAAAGGAGUGGUUCUGCAGGUGGUGACCACAGACCACUUCUCAGUUCCUAUGCUUCCUGGCUGAUGUUUUGGUCACUUUUGAAUGCUGGCGGUGCUUUCACUCUAGUGGUAGCAUGAGACGGAGUCUACAACCCACACAAGUGGCUCAGGUAGUGCAGCUCAUCCAGGAAGGCACAUCAAUGCGAGCUGUGGCAAGAAGGUUUGCUGUGUCUGUCAGCGUAGUGUCCAGAGCAUGGAGGCGCUACCAGGAGACAGGCCAGUACAUCAGGAGACGUGCAGGAGGCCGUAGGAGGGCAACAACCCAGCAGCAGGACCGCUACCUCCGCCUUUGUGGAAGGAGGAGCACUGCCAGAGCCCUGCAAAAUGACCUCCAGCAGGCCAUCAAACUCAGAGAACUGGAAGGAAAUACAGCCAAAGGAGGUGUUGGCUUUGGGGAUGACCAGUGAAAUAUACCUGCUGGAGCACGUGCUACGGGUGGUGAACUGUGAGCUGAGAUAACGCGGGGCUUUGCCUAGCAAAGACUUAUAGAUGACCUGGAGCCAGUGGGUUUGGCAACAAAUGAAGCGAGGGCCAGCCAAUGAGAGCAUACAGGUUGCAGUGGUGGGUAGUAUAUGGGGCUUUGGUGACAAAAAAGAUGGCACUGUGAUAGACUGCAUCUAAUUUGCUGAGUAGAAUGUUGGAGGCUAUUUUGUAAAUGACAUUGCCGAAGUCAAGGAUCGGUAGGAUAGUCAGUUUUACGAGGGUAUGUUUGGUGGCAUGAGUGAAUGAGGCUUUGUUGCGAAAUAGGAAGCCGAUUCUAGAUUUUUGAUUGGAGAUUCUUAAUGUGAGUCUGGAAGGAGAGUUUACAGUUGGACCAGACACCUAGGUAUUUGGAGUUGUCCACAUAUUCUAAGUCAGAACCGUCCAGAGUAGUGAUGCUAGACGGGCGGGCGGGUGCGGGCAGCGACCGGUUGAAGAGCAUGCAUUUAGUUUGGAUAAGUAGGAGUGACGCCAUCUGUCGGAAAAGAAUGCUCCCAUAGUACAACAAGAGUCUUACCUCUUUCUCUCUCUGUUUCAGAGGAAGCCUGAGCUCAUUAUCAACCACAGAAGACAGACGUACUACAUACAACAUGACAGAAGGACCUGUGAGGUGGUGGUGUGGAAAAAAAGCCCAGCUAGUUAAAAGGCAAUAUCAACUCCACUUUAGUGCAUCACUUUACAAUAACACAUGCACCUGGUAGAACACUGAUAAGUGAUAAUAAAUGUUCCAUAUUAAUAUAUCCUGACCGUGCUUUACUGGAAUAUAGAAUAUAC